CAUCGUCUUCACUUGUACACCGUAUCUCGCGGGCGGCCUUUUUAUGAGCAGCUAGUUGGAUCUUGCUCUCCCUGACCCAGAGUGAACGCAUCCUCCUCCUCCUUCUCUUGGAACCAAACCAAGAUAAGCAAUGGCUCUAGUUGGUCAGGCUGCCAUGGUUGCGCAAUUUGCAGGAGUGGACGCCUACGGGCUCAUCAAGAUGAUCGCCGAUGCGGCGCAGACGGUCCGGAGGAACAGAGCCACCUGCCUGCAGCUCGCGCGCCGCGCCAAGAUGAUCGGAGACCUGCUGCACCAGCUCCACGCCGCGCAGCUCAUGCAGCAGCCGGAGACGAGGAACCCCAUUGAGCAGCUCGAGGAGACGCUCCGGCGUGCGCUGCUGCUCGUCAGGUCCUGCCAGGGCAGCGGAUACCUCUACCGGUGCUUCAUGGGGGCGCGCCACGCCGACGAGCUCCGCGAGGUGCAGGGUGAGAUCACGUUCUACCUCCAGCUUUUCCCUCUCGUCAGCUACGUCGACACCACCCUCACCUGGGUCAGACUCCUCAACAAAGGUGCUGCUCCUCAACCUCCUUCAUGCAAAGAGGCACCUGUGGUAAGACCAUAUUUUGUGCCGGAUGAAUGGUGCUUGCUAGUUUCUUAUUCAGGAAGUAUACCUUGGCACUGUAUACACAUGGUUUACAUCCUUCUCUUCUUUUUAAUAUCUAUUAACCACCCGUCGGCAAAAUUUAUCUUGGCAUGUAUCUGCAGGAGUUAAAAUUGUUGUGCAGCUGACCAAUUGUUUCUUUUCUCAUCACUUCAUUGAUUGAAAGGAUUAGCAAUUAUACUAUCUAGCUAGCACAAUGUUUCUGCAACUGCUAGUUAGCAUUGUGCUUGUUAUGUAUCGCGUUCGUGCUCUUGUCUCUGGAGAACCUGGCUGGCAUAGAAUGAAAUUCAAGUUCACCCGAUCCAAACCGCAGUAGUAAGUCGGUCUUUCGUUCGUGUGCCAAAUAGGUAUGUUGGUAUUUUCUUUUCCUUGCAGAAGAUCAGAUCAUAGUUGAGAACUGAUCAUGAGAAUCUUGUGUAUUGUUGUUUGUUUGCCACUCGAGUUAUUGGGUGUUCACCUUUGCAUCCGAAAGCUUACAUUUUGAUCCAUCAGGAUCACAAAGUUCCAGUUUCGGAGGCGCAGUCGCCGUCACAGGUGCUGUUGGAUAAUCGGUGUAAAGAAACUUACAUGCCCCCUUCACAUGCUGCAACCCUCCAGUUUCAAAGGGUAGCCUGUGUAUUGCAUCACACAUGACUUUGCUUGAAGGCCCUCUCUCAUCUAUAUAAGCAAAUGUAGCUUUUCUAUACCCUAUUAUUACAGGAAAAAGAAUCAUUGUAGCGAAAAUAGCAACAAUAGCUCUUGCCAUUCUGCGUCACAUCUGAUCUUGACUUGUAAUUUUUCACCAGCUUCAGCCUCAGGUUUCUGAAUAGUAGGAGGUGAGCUCGGAAGCAGCAAUAAGUCUCAAGCCCAGUGCCACUGUACAAUUGAUCCAGGCAUCAGAGCUGAUAGAAAAUUAGAAGAGCGAAUAUAGGACGCUGGUUCCAGCAAAACUUGUCUCAUUCAACUUCCUUUGAUCCCAAAGAAACCCGUUUUGCAACGCCCGCGGCCAGAGUUACAGAUUUACAUAAACUGCAGAGAUAAUACUGGUUCUCACACAUGGUUCUUGUUUACCUUGUAUCUGCGCAUUGCCAUUGGCCGUACCUUGGAGUUUCUCUGUAACUGCGCAUGACCAUUGGGCGUACCUUGGAGUUUGUCCAAGCAGGCAUACGCCCCACUUUAUAUUAAUAAAGCCAUGCAGCAAAAUGGUACUA
Molecule: messenger RNA, 1830 nt
Organism: Triticum aestivum (bread wheat)
Lineage: Eukaryota; Viridiplantae; Streptophyta; Magnoliopsida; Poales; Poaceae
Product: cell number regulator 13
Exons: 2
Coding region: 131-751 (206 amino acids)
Biological process (GO): cell surface receptor signaling pathway
Source: RefSeq, a predicted model, not a curated record